UAACGAAUGAAAUGAUGCUUCGUGUCGGCCUUUAAGAUGUUACUCCAAUAUAAUGUAAUCCCAAAUUAUCUUCUCGAAUGGUCGUCUAGUAUUUUAUUCUAUGUCGAGAACCGGCAAUCUAGCAAUCUCACGACAUUUUCCGAAAGUCAGGUUCGUUCUUAUUCGUAUUCUUUCGUAGUCGAUCGCUGAAUCCCGGACCAUUCUCGCGAAUCGUUGAAUUUAUGCACUUGUUGUGAACAAUGGCAACAGUAUUGGGACGUGUUAUCGUUUACGGUGGAAAGGGUGCACUGGGUUCUGUUUGUGUUUCCCAAUUUAAAUCAAAGAAUUGGUGGGUUGGAUCUAUUGAUAUGAAACCGAAUGAAGAUGCAGAUGCUAACAUUGUUCUAAAAGCUACUAGAAACUGGGAGGAGCAGGAAAGUGAUAUCCUAUCAGAACUGAAAAAGAUUUUGAAUGAAGAAAAAGUGGAUGGGGUAAUUUGCGUAGCCGGUGGAUGGGCUGGAGGAAAUGCUUCUAGUUCAGAUUUUAUCAAAAAUAAUGAUCUUAUGUGGAAACAAAGUGUUUGGAGCUCAGCUAUUGCGGCUGAAAUUGCAUCCCAUUAUUUGAAGACAGGAGGAUUUCUUGCAUUGACUGGUGCUAAAGCUGCAUUAGAAGGAACCCCAGGUAUGAUUGGUUACGGGAUGGCUAAGGCAGCAGUCCAUCAAUUGACCAAAUCCUUAGCUUCUAAGGAUAGUGGUUUACCUGAAGAUUCUAUUGUUUCCGCUAUUUUACCUGUUACUUUGGACACUCCAAUGAAUAGAAAGUGGAUGCCUAAGGCUGACAAAAGUACAUGGACACCUCUUGAAUUUGUAUCAGACUUGUUUUGGAAAUGGUCUCAAAAUAAAGAUCGUCCUGCCAAUGGUAGUCUUCUUCAGCUGAUUACUAAAGACAACAAGACAACAUUGGUAGAAUCUUAAAAAUAAAAAUGAGAUUCUGGAAAAAGAUUAAUGGGAACAAAAAUCUCUGAAAGCAUUUAAGACAAUAAAUAAUUAAUCAUUAUAAAAAAUAAAAAAUAUUCUAUAUCUCGACAUAAUUUCUGUGAAUAUCCAAGUAUAUUAUAUUGUUAGAAUAUAUUGUUAAAUGUUGUCUGUUUCAUUAAUAUUUCUUUUAAUUUCUACAUAGUUUUACUCCUAUAACCAUUCCACAAUGAUAAAAUUAUUUUUAUUUGUACAGACAAAUAUUAUUGUAAAUAAUUAUAAUUCUUAUUAUACAUAUGUUUAAUGAUUAAAAUGCAUUCCUAUAUAAA
This is a messenger RNA of Polistes canadensis, 1282 nucleotides long. It is a transcript of the gene Dhpr, whose product is annotated as dihydropteridine reductase. Gene Ontology annotation, cellular component: cytoplasm. The record is from RefSeq and is a predicted model, not a curated record. Gene Ontology annotation, molecular function: NADH binding; NADPH binding; 6,7-dihydropteridine reductase activity. Gene Ontology annotation, biological process: L-phenylalanine catabolic process; tetrahydrobiopterin biosynthetic process. The coding region runs from base 240 to 953 and encodes 237 amino acids. The transcript has 5 exons. NCBI's taxonomy places the organism in Eukaryota, Metazoa, Arthropoda, Insecta, Hymenoptera, Vespidae.